Molecule: messenger RNA, 2397 nt
Organism: Linum trigynum
Lineage: Eukaryota; Viridiplantae; Streptophyta; Magnoliopsida; Malpighiales; Linaceae
Source: the annotation of a GenBank genome assembly
AUGCGAGAGGGGGUAAUCGGUGAUGAGAGGAGCGACGCCAAGCCGAAGAGGUCUGGCGGACUCGACGAGGAAAACAACAAGGUCGUGGUGUUGCUCAAGGACAAGGACAACGGCAACACCCUCCUCCCGCGGCCGCAGCUUCCGGCCGCGGCGGCGAUUUCUUUGCCACCUCAGCCAAUCGUCGUCGUCCGUCCCCGAUCCCAGUCCGCCACUCGACGAGUCACCCCUACUACCACCACGAUAGCUUCGCCCGCGCUGGACGGCUCCAGCGGCGGCGACGCCACCACCACCUCCACAGUUGAGAAGCACCUCCCCAACGGAGAUCUGUACCUCGGAUCCUUCUCCGGCAACGCGCCUCACGGAUCCGGCAAGUACCUCUGGGCCGACGGGUGCAUGUACGAGGGGGAGUGGCGCCGGGGGAAGGCCUCCGGGAAGGGGAAAUUCUCGUGGCCCUCUGGCGCGACGUUUGAAGGGGAAUUCAAGUCCGGUAGGAUGGAAGGGUUUGGGACCUUCACCGGAUCCGACGGGGAUACCUACCGCGGCUCCUGGAGCGCCGAUCGGAAGCACGGGUACGGUCAGAAGCGGUACGCCAACGGGGAUUUCUACGAGGGGACUUGGAAGAAGAAUCUCCAGGACGGUCAAGGGAGGUAUGUGUGGAAGAAUGGGAACGAGUACGUUGGAGAAUGGAAGGCCGGGGUUAUCUCCGGGAAGGGGGUUUUGAUCUGGGCCAAUGGGAACCGAUACGACGGCCAGUGGGAGAACGGAGUUCCCAAGGGGAACGGCGUCUUCACCUGGCCGGACGGGAGCUGCUACAUCGGGACGUGGAAUAGCGGCAAGGAUUUGACCAGAGCUCAGCAGUUGAACGGAACCUUCUAUCCGGGGAACGGGAAGGAGCAUUGCUUCAAAGGGAACGACGGAGAUUUCGUUGCGACGAUGGCGACGAGGAAGAGAUCUUCGGUGGAUGCUGGGAGAGGGAGUAGUAUCAAUUUCCCCAGGAUAUGCAUAUGGGAGAGCGAUGGUGAGGCGGGUGACAUUACCUGCGAUAUCAUUGAUAAUGUGGAGGCUACCAUGAUUUACAGAGAUGGUUUGGGAUUGGAACGAGAUGGGAUUCACCAGUUCAGGAGAGGGCCUUGUUGUUUCAAUGGGGAGGCUAAGAAGCCUGGCCAGACCAUUUCUAAAGGCCAUAAGAACUACGAUUUGAUGCUUAAUUUGCAAUUGGGUAUCAGAUAUUCAGUGGGGAAACAUGCUCAGAUAGUUAGGGACUUGAAGCCUUCUGAUUUUGAUCCCAAGGAGAAGUUCUGGACCAAGUUCCCUGCAGAGGGUUCGAAAAUUACACCUCCACAUCAGUCGUCAGAGUUCCGAUGGAAGGAUUACUGUCCAAUGGUGUUCCGGAAUUUGAGGGAGCUAUUCGAAAUAGAUACAGCUGAUUACAUGCUGGCUAUAUGUGGUAAUGAUGCCCUCAGAGAGCUUUCAUCUCCAGGGAAGAGUGGAAGCUUCUUUUACCUUACCCAAGAUGAUCGAUUCAUGAUCAAGACGGUGAAAAAAUCUGAAGUCAAGGUCCUCAUUCGGAUGCUUUCCAGUUAUUAUCAGCAUGUAUGCCGGUAUGAGAACUCGCUUGUAACGAAGUUCUUCGGCGUGCAUUGUGUUAAACCAGUUGGUGGUCAGAAGACACGUUUCAUUGUGAUGGGUAACUUGUUCUGCUCAGAGUACAGAAUACAUAGGAGAUUUGACUUAAAAGGAUCCUCCCACGGUCGCACAACCGAUAAGCCCGAGGGUGAGAUUGAUGAAACCACAACUCUCAAGGACCUUGAUCUCAAUUUUGUAUUCCGUCUCCAGCGGAAUUGGUACCAGGAGCUUAUGAAGCAAAUCGAUCGAGAUUGUGAAUUUCUGGAAGCUGAGAGGAUAAUGGAUUACAGUCUCUUGGUUGGUCUUCACUUCCGUGACGACAGCACUUGUGAUAAAAUGGGGUUAUCGCCAUUUGUUUUGCGCUCAGGGACCAAGGACUCCUACCAGAAUGAGAAGUUCAUGCGUGGCUGUCGAUUUCUUGAGGCAGAGCUACAAGACAGAGAUCGAAUUUUGGCUGGCAGGAAACCGUUGAUAAGGUUGGGGGCAAACACGCCUGCUAGAGCAGAGAGAAUGGGUCGACGGAGCGACUUUGAUCAGUACACGCCAGGGGGAGCGGGGCAGUUGAUGCCGUGCAGGAGUGGGGAGACGAGCGAGGUGGUGCUGUACUUCGGGGUCAUCGAUAUACUGCAAGACUACGACAUCAGCAAGAAGCUGGAGCAUGCAUACAAGUCGUUGCAGGUGGAUCCAGCGUCGAUCUCGGCGGUGGAUCCCAAGCUCUACUCCAAGAGGUUCAGGGAUUUCAUCGGGCGAAUAUUCAUCGAGGACAGGUAG